CCGGGGAUGUGCCCGCAACCAACGUACAUGCCCUUGACCGGAAUCGAACCUGGGACCUUUCAGUCCGCAGACCAACGCUUUACCGCUGAGCCAAACCGGUUUCGGCUAAUCACAAUAUUUUUAAUACCAAUUUGACAUUGAUAAUUAAGAUGUAGACUGUGCCAAGUAAUUUCUUGAUAACUUUUUUAGUUUAGCUAAUAGUUUUAAGUUUAACACAUGGACCCUUUUCAAAAGAAAAUAAACUUUGUAGACCUUAAAGAAUAUGACUUAAGAUCGUACUUUGUGGAAGAGUAGUACCUAACUUAAGUACCAAAUUAAAACAUUUAUUCGCCCAUUAACAAAUUUAUAAUUAUUAGCAGGUCAUAAAAACUUAUUUGGAAAGACUACUUUGAGUAUCUCAGAGUAUUAGAUGUAAAUUUCUUUAAACACUAAGUUGGGAUUUUUCAGCAGUUAACACUGAUAGUUCCUAAACAUUCCAAAUUAAUGUAUUUUUAUUAUAUUUUUACUUUCCUUUGUCAUUUGUGUUUCUUCAUUAGAACUCAGGACAUAGCUUAAGAUGAACAUUUUUUUGUUUGGCUUAAGAUGAAUUUUAGUAGUAAUUCUUUUAGGAGUUAAAGGAGUAGUAGUUGAGUUUAAGAUAGGGAGUGGUAGAAGUUGAGAUUUUUGAUUUUAGGGAUAUUUUACUAUUUGCAUUAAUUAUAUAUUUGGUUCCAUAUUUGGAAGUGUGAGCUAUAUAUGUAGUACUUAACACAGUAUCCAAAUAAUAGCCAUUGUUUGGAUUUUGUUUUAAAAAGUAGUGUUUGAAUUUGAAAUGUUAGUGUUUCAUUAAUUUAUUUUGUCAUUUUGAAUGGUUGCUUUUUAAAUUUGAUUUGGUCUUAUGUUUUGAAAGGGAGGAGAAUUGCAAGAGAGUCAGACAUAGGUGUUGAGUCUUUUCAUGGUUGGAAGAGAUUGAAAGUUUUUGGGAAUUUUCUGGUGUUUUUAAAUUUUCAUUUUACUUGUGGAGCAGCUGUCUCUUUUUUUUUUUUAAGUGAAUGUAAAAUUUAUAUACAGUGAAAUGCACAGACCUUAAAGAUAGAAUUCACUUAGUCUUAAUAAAUUUAUACACUCAUGUAACCUAACACUCCAAUUAAAAUAUAUAACAUUUCCAUCUCGCCUUUCCUUGUACCAUUUCAAGUUUAGUUUUUAAAAGUUUUUUGUUUUUAAAUAAUUUGCAGAUGUCUAUUCUGAAUUUGUACCUCCUUUUUGCUAACGGAUGAUUCAUUUCCUUUUGGAAUAAAAAAGGUCAUCUUGUAAUGUCCUUAGUUGUGGUUCCUUAUAUUGCCUCACAGUUUAAGUAGGUCAUUCUGAAGUGACUAUCCUAAUCUGGCGUUGUUUAAGGUCAAUUACAGGGUCCUGGGAUUAAUUAUAUUUCAUUUUCUUUCCACAGUUAAGUUGCUUUUACAGAAUUAACAGGUCUCCAAGAAGUAAUAAACAGGUCAUUAUUGCUGUGAUUUGAGUUCAGCAUGGCUGUAGUCAUCCGUUUACUGGGGCUUCCUUUUAUUGCUGGGCCUGUGGAUGUUCGUCGUUUUUUCACGGGAUUGACUAUUCCUGAUGGAGGAGUGCAUAUAAUUGGAGGGGAGAAAGGGGAGGCUUUUAUUAUUUUUGCAACAGAUGAAGAUGCAAGACGUGCCGUAAGUCGUUCAGGAGGGUUUAUCAAGAAUUCAUCUGUAGAGCUCUUUCUUAGCAGUAAGGCAGAAAUGCAGAAGAUUCUAGAAAUGAAAAGACCUGAUCACAUAGGAAGAGAGCGACCAGGAUCUGGGGCAUCAAGGAUUGGCUGCUUACCUAAUUUUGUUGAGGGUAUUAAAGAAGAAGCAAGUAAUUCUGGAUAUGGCUCUCCGAUUAAUCAAGAUGCUGGGUUUCAUACUAAUGGUACAGAACAUGGUGUUAUAAGGCCAAGAAAGACACGGCCAUUGCAGGCAGAGAAUCCUUAUUUGUUUCUUCGAGGUUUGCCUUACUUAGUGAAUGAAGAUGAUGUACGUGUCUUUUUUUCUGGUUUGUGGGUAGAUGGAGUAAUUUUCUUAAAACAUCAUGAUGGCCGAAAUAAUGGUGAUGCCAUAGUAAAAUUUGCUUCAUGUAUUGAUGCUUCAGGAGGUCUUAAAUGUCAUAGAAGUUUUAUGGGUUCCAGAUUUAUAGAAGUAAUGCAAGGCUCAGAAGAACAGUGGAUUGAGUUUGGUGGUAGUACAGUUAAGGAGGGUGACAUUCCUGUGAGAACUGAAGAACAUUCUCCACCAAGAGGAAUCAAUGAUAGAUAUUUUCGAAAACAAUCUCAUUCAAAAUCUCCCAGAAGAACACGUUCUCGUUCCCCUCUUGGGUUUUAUGUUCACUUAAAAAAUCUGUCCCUAAGUAUUAACAAAAGAGAUUUAAGGAACUUCUUUAAAGAUACUGAUCUGACUAAUGAACAGAUUAGGUUUUUAUAUAAAGAUGAAAGAAGAACAAGAUAUGCCUUUGUGAUGUUCAAGACUCUGAAAGACUAUAACAGUGCUCUGGCUUUACAUAAGACAGUUUUACAUUAUCGUCCAGUUAUUGUUGAUCCAAUUUCUAGAAAACAAAUGCUGAAGUUCAUUGAGUGUUAUGAAAAGAAAAGACCAGCAUCAAUAGAGAGAGAGAGGCUUGGGCAUGGUUCACAAAAACACUCUCAAGAAGGCCACUCUGCCCGGAAACUGUGCAUCUAUAUAAGAAAUUUUCCAUUUGAUGUUACGAAAGCUGAGGUGCAGAGGUUCUUCGCAGACUUCUCUCUUGCUGAAGAGGACAUUUACUUGCUCUAUGAUGACAAAGGAGUUGGUCUGGGAGAAGCAUUGGUGAAAUUCAAAUCAGAAGAAGAGGCCAUGAAAGCCGAACGUCUAAAUCGUCAGAGAUUCUUGGGGACAGAGGUGUUGUUAAGACUUAUAUCUGAGGCACAGAUGCAGGAGUUCAGUGUCAAUUUUUCCAGCAAGAGAAGGCAAGACCGCUCACAGUCCUGUGAUAGAGAGGGCCCUGCCCGUUCCUUUGACUCAGAUGACCCACCAAGAUUCACAAGGGGCCUUUCCGUGAACCUGAGGCACCAGCAGGAAGCCGGGAGGCCGCUGGACAGCUUCAGGCACGCCCAGGGGGCCUUCCAGCGGCCCGAGCGGUGCCCCCCGGAAGACUUCCGGCGUUCCCCCGAGGCCCUCAGGCUCCGGCGCGAGGGCCUUCUCCGGAGGCCGCCUGAGGAGGACUGCCGGCGACGCUGGGAGGAUUUCGGGUACCAUUGGGAAGAGGGCUUGAGCCCCCCCAGGGAGGAGGACUGGAGGCGGCCACCAGAGGACGAUUUCAGGCACCUUCCUAGGAGGGACUUCAGACGAUCCCCCGGGGAGGACUGGAGGUGGCCUUCGGAGGAGGACCGGCCGCGACCUCCCCUUGGCGAGCUCAGGCGGCCCCCGGAGGCCUGGAGACGGCCCCCCGACGCCGACUUCAGGCGGCUUUCCCCGGGGGAGUGGAGGCGGCGCCCUAAGGAGGACCUCCGGCGGCCCCCCGAGGAGGACUUCCGGCGGCUCAGGGAGGAAGACUUCAGGCGGCUCUCCGAGGAGGACUUCCGGCGGACUCCCGAGGAGGACUUGCGGCGUUCUCCUGAGGAGGACUUACGGCGGCGGCUGCCCCUGGAACAUCGGCGGCCCCAUGAGCACUUGCGGAGGCCGCCCCAGGAGCACUUCCGCCGGCCGCAGGAGCCUUUCCGGAGGCCGUCCCAGGAGCACUUCCGGCACCCCCUGGAGGAAGACUUCCGGCGCCCACGAGAUGAAGACUUUAGGCGCCCGCGGGACGAAGACUUCCGGCGCCUUCCGGAGGAAGACCUCAGGAACCCCCGGGAGGAGGACUUCCGGAGCCCCCCGGAGGAAGGCUUCAGACGCCCUUCCGAUGAGGACUUCCGGCGGCCCCCAGAGGAGGAGCGCAGGGAGGCUCCGGAGGAGGACCCGAGGCUUCCGGACGAUUUCAGGCCGCCCGGGGAGGAGUUCAGGAGCCCAUCUGAUGAUCUUAGAAGUCAUCGCCCUUUUGUGAAUUUUGGUCGCCCAGAAGAUGGCAAAUUUGAUUUUGGAAAGCGUAAUGUGGGCAGUUUUCCUGAGGGGAGGUGUAUGCCUGAUCCGAAACUAAAUUGUAGUUCAGGUAGAGUAGUACCCGUUAAGAUAAUGAAUCUUCCAUUUAAAGCUAAUGUUAAUGAGAUCCUAGACUUUUUCCAUGGUUACAGAGUUAUACCCGAUUCCGUUAGGAUCCAGUAUACGGAGCAAGGGUUACCUACAGGGGAGGCCGUUGUUGCUAUGAUGAACUACAACGAAGCCAUGGCUGCUAUUAAAGACUUAAAUGACAGGCCCGUGGGCCCGCGCAAAGUUCGGUUACUUUUGCUCUAGAGAGCACUUAACGAGUUACCUCUUCCCAGUAUUGAUGCAGUAAAAUGCUUUUAUGUUUUCCUAAAAAGUGUUCAUUUUAGUUAUCUAAUGAAGCCUUUUAAGUUUGACCUGUGAGUAGAACAAAUGUAAGUAGUAGAAUGUAAGUCUAGUUAUCUUUUGCUUGCAAAUUGUCGUUUUUUUCUAAUGAAAAUUAAGUGGUUUUCUUUUGUUUAUUGUUUUUUUUUGUUGUUGUUGAUUUCAACAGUAGGGAAGAGGACUGAUUCUCUGAGUGCAUUAAUUUUUUUGUUGAUGUCAUGGGUAAACUUCAAGACCUGUAUGAAGUAGAGCUGUAUUUGAAGGAGAUACAUUAUAUAUUCACUUUUGUUUGCAUUCUGUAGUCUGCAUCUUUUACUAAAAAAUGUAUAAGAAAAUGGUCAGUAACUCCUUGUUCAGGGUUAGCAUUUUUAUUGCGACUGCCUGCAGAAUUAAUGCCCUCUUGUCUGAGAUAUUACUGUUAAACUUCCCAUUAUCAAUACUUCAAAAUGAACAAACUGUGAACUUAAAGUUUACUUAUGUAAAAAAGUUAGGAGAUUCUUAGUUUAUAUGUUCACAUCUUGAAAAGUUUUAUAAAAAUAAAAAAAAUUACAACUGGAGAGACCAACUAAUUAACUUGUAUUUGUAUAAAAGGUGAAAAGAAUUAAAACUUCUUUUGUGAAGUUUUUCAGCAGCUACAUUAAACAAUAUUUGUUAGUGC
This is a messenger RNA of Pipistrellus kuhlii (Kuhl's pipistrelle), 5130 nucleotides long. RefSeq names its product RNA binding motif protein 12B (gene RBM12B). Gene Ontology annotation, biological process: regulation of RNA splicing. Gene Ontology annotation, molecular function: RNA binding. The transcript is spliced from 2 exons. The coding region runs from base 1503 to 4397 and encodes 964 amino acids. The record is from RefSeq and is a predicted model, not a curated record. NCBI's taxonomy places the organism in Eukaryota, Metazoa, Chordata, Mammalia, Chiroptera, Vespertilionidae. Gene Ontology annotation, cellular component: ribonucleoprotein complex; nucleoplasm.